Molecule: messenger RNA, 2808 nt
Organism: Anguilla rostrata (American eel)
Lineage: Eukaryota; Metazoa; Chordata; Actinopteri; Anguilliformes; Anguillidae
Product: aristaless-related homeobox protein-like
Exons: 5
Coding region: 337-1665 (442 amino acids)
Biological process (GO): regulation of transcription by RNA polymerase II
Molecular function (GO): DNA-binding transcription factor activity, RNA polymerase II-specific; RNA polymerase II transcription regulatory region sequence-specific DNA binding
Source: RefSeq, a predicted model, not a curated record
GUUGUCACCUCAUAUAUCGCAAUGAAAAUGACAUUUCCACGACAUACAUCCAAUUUUUCCCAGAAGGUAAAUUUAGGCUGGUCGUCCAUCUCCCAGCUUCAUUGGUUCCUGGCACAGCACUGAAGGAACAGAAAUGACAGAGACCUCUUUCCACUAGGAGCCAAUCAGACGAGCUGGAACACGUGGAUGCAGUAGAUUCCGAAGCUAUUCCUACACGGUACAUAUGCAGUUAUUGUCCGGGUGUGAGAUGAGAGAGAGGGCAAGCAGGGGGUUCGACAUCGAGAGAGAGAAAAACAUCCUUCCAACCUAAAAAGGUAUAUCUCUAAAGAAAACAAAAUGAGCAGUAGGUUUGAGGGCAAUAUCUCUGACAGAUCCGAAUGUAAAAGUAAAUCGCCAACUUUGUUCUCCUCGUACUGCAUAGAUAGCAUAUUGGGCAGGAGGAGCCCAUGUAAAGAGAAAGUCACGGACCAGCAAAGUUUAUCAAAGCUGAAGGACAGAACUGAACACGACUUAACGGCUGACGCAGGCUCUGCUAAAGAUGGACUCUCUUUGGAUUCGGAGGCUCAUCCAUCAAAACUGCGCCGGCAGUACGGUCAUGAAGGGAAGCGUUUGGACACCAGCGGGGACUUUCAGGAGCUUGGUGACCAGGGACAGCGGGAGAGGCUACCUGGCUAUACCUGUGAUAAUCUAAAAAUCGUUCAGGCGCCACAGGUCAGUAUCAGCCGUACCAAGUCAUACAGAGAGAAUGCAUCUUUCAACCAGAACACUGGAGUCAAAGAGCUACGUGCAGAACACGUCGUUGAACUAGACGCACUGAAGAUCGAAGUCGGAGCUAUGAAAAAAGAAGGAUGCAGGGAGGUGGAUUUGUCUCCGAAAGCCGAAGAGGGACUUAAUAACAAUGUGGAUUUAAAAGACGGUGAGGACAGCGUGUGCCUGUCUGCUGGCAGUGACUCAGAGGAUGGAAUGCUAAAGCGCAAGCAGAGAAGAUACAGAACCACAUUCACCAGUUACCAGCUCGAAGAGCUCGAAAGGGCAUUCCAGAAAACGCACUAUCCGGACGUAUUCACCAGAGAAGAACUAGCGAUGCAGUUAGACCUCACAGAAGCGCGAGUACAAGUCUGGUUCCAGAACCGGAGAGCCAAGUGGAGGAAACGGGAGAAGGCGAGUGUUCAAACGCACCCCCCCGUCCUGUCAUUUCCCAGUCCUCUCGUAGCAGCCCACCCGCUCAGCCACUACCUCGAGGGCAGUCUGUGCACACCGCAUCCCCACCCUGCCUUGGAGUCCUCUUGGGCUGCUGCUGCUGCCGCCUCAUUCCCAGGGCUCCCACCCCCUCCUGCAGGCUCCACCGCUCCCCUCGGACUCAGCACCUUCCUGGGUGCAGCCAUGUUCAGACAUCCUGCUUUCAUAAGCCCAAACUUUGGCAGACUGUUCUCUGGCAUGGGACCCCUAACCAGUGCUUCCACGGCUGUCUCACUUCUGCGGCACCCCGCCCCCCUGGUGGAGGCCCCAAUCCGACCGCCUGCUUUGGCGGAGUCCACCUCCACGUCUGCUGAUCGGCGGGCCUCCAGCAUCGCAGCACUCCGACUCAAAGCAAAAGAACACUCAGCCCAGCUCACCCAGCUGAACAUCCUGACCUCCAGUGGGGCUGGGAAGGAGGUGUGCUGAUUUCUCCCCAUAUACUCACGCACACACACACACACACACACACACGCACACGAGAAUGAGCAUGACCAAAGCUAUAAAGGACAGGCAACUCACACACCUGAGUCAACUGCAUCAUGAAUGUCACGCUUUCCUUGACCUCACACCCUCCUCUGAACCCGUCUGCCUAGCAGAUCCCUUCAGCACUCCUCCAUUCCCCACCAUGCUUCACUGUCCCCCCACCUGACCUCACUUUGGUCCCCUGCACCUUUCCUGUACCCAUGGAUCACAGUCUUUUGAGAGGUCAAGCAACACCCACCAAUCUGUGCUGUCCAAAAAACCACGAAGAACAUGUUAUUCUAUAGCACCACUGGGGAGAGAAAGACAAGUUUUUCCUUCAGCAAUCCAGUGCUCUCACUUUAUUUGUACAAAAUGCCAAAGGAAACAACCGCCAUUGACCAUGUUUUUUUAUACUUACUUUAUGAUGGAAAGUACUUUUGUUCAUAAUUCAGUAAUAAAUUGACAAAAUGAGGAAAAAUGGCAAAACUGAGUUUAUUUAAAAAUAUUUUUUUGUUUUAUCUCAGUGGCCUCAAAAAGUAUUUUAAUGGUCGAGUGGAAUUUGUUAAUUUUGCUGUAUACUUAAUCCAUGAAUGAAUGAAUAGGAGACAAAAGUACAGACAAUCGGUUUUUUCCAUGGUAAGUACAUGCUUAUAUGUUUUGCCAUUUUACCAUAGAAACAGUUGUUUUUGUGUUGAGUUUUCAGCUGUGCAAAUGUUAACAGAGAGGACAGAAGAAUUCAUUUAGAAGGAAAGCACAGAAACCUGGUAUACAAAGUACUGCAGUUUGGAAAGUCUUGUAAAAGAAAGAAACCACUGGUGGACUCAGAAAUAAAUACCGUACUAAUAACCGUAACCGUAGGUCGGCCAAGGAAGGCAACUAUUAAGAAAAACCCUAAAACAACAGUCAGGGACAUGAAGUCUGCAGAGGGUAGGGAUGAAAAUAUCACAAGCUACCGUAUGCACAAGAGAGACUAUACUGCAAUAUAGAGGCUAUACUAAGAUGCAAACCUCUCAUCAGCAGCAGAAAUGGAAAGGCCAGAUUAGAAUUAGCCAAACAAUGCAGAGACAACCCAGUAGAAUUCUGUAACAAAGUUUGAUUGGAUUUAUU